AUGCUAAUCCAACGAGCGCCAGAGCAGCUACCUGUCAUCUACGGCCAACAUGUGCCGUGUAAUGCACACCCACACCAGCAAGCAACUAUGGCUACCAACACACGAUCCCAAAGACCAACAAACCACAGUGGUAUUUCUUGUGAUCCACCAGUCUCAUCAUCUAAACCACCCUCUAAACAUAAACGAACAACAUCAUCUGCUGCUGAAAACCCCAAAACAAAGCAGCAAAAGUAUGAUGAAGAUGAAGUCAAAGGAACUGGAAAAGAGCAGGGCAGAAAGGGGAAGAAGGAGGAAAAGAAAGCACCAAAAGGGAAGAAAAAUAGAAAGACAUCUGCCAUGCGAGCUGAAGAGGAUGCUAAGGCUGGCUCCCCUCUCAAACUUACAAGAGCUGAACAGGAACUUGAGGCCAGUAGUAUCUCAGUUGCACCACCUAAGCGAGUCUGCCCAGCUGCUGCACCUCCCAUCCCAGCCAUGUGCACUCUCCCAUCUGUACGUGACCGAGACACCAAUGACGAUAACAGUGACAUCGACAACAAAAGUGACAACAAUGACAUCAACAAUAACAGCGACAUUGACAUGGACAACAACAGCCACAACACCAACAGCAGCAGCAGCAAUGGUGACAAUGGCAACAUGGAUGAUGAAGACAAUAGUGAUCAUGACAACGAUGGCCAUGACAGCAAUGGUGACAGCACCAAAAACGAUGAGGAUGAAGAUAGGGAUCAACAUAACUCACCCAAGAAAACAAGUGGUCAUCAUGAUGAUGAGGAUCAUAUCAGAGAUCGUAUUUGCGAUCGUGAGACAGCCUGUGAUCAAGAUGACAAGUUCAACAACCUUUCUGGUGAACUUGACAGCAUGGACUCUAACCCAGGUACACUAACUAGGCAAAAAGAUUGUCUGAAAACUUUUUUGAUGAAAAUUGAGCAUUUGAACAAAAUGAGCAGCAUAUUUGUGGCCAGUAAAAUUAUUUGUGUCGUGACCGUGGGAUAUUCAAAUGCAUCGCAUCAAACAACUUUCUGGCUCUCUUCAUUGGAACUGCAAACCGCACCUCCAGGGGAAUCUGCUUAUGUUCACAACCCUGCCAUGGCUCCUAAUACGACCCCAACAAAACGAGAAAAGAUCUGUACCAUGAGAGUGGCUGGGCGCAUCAUGAAGAGAUAUGGGGGAAAGGAGAACUACUACAAAGUUGGACAUUCAACGGGGCGCCCUCGCAAGCUCACUCCCCGUGACAUGCGAAUUGCCUGCCGACACCUGUCAAACCAGACCGCCCACGACACAUCAGACCUGCAGCGCGAGUACUUCGUGGAGGUUGACUGGUGGCUACCACUUUUAUCAUAA
This is a messenger RNA of Laccaria bicolor S238N-H82, 1338 nucleotides long. RefSeq lists its product as uncharacterized. The transcript is spliced from 6 exons. NCBI's taxonomy places the organism in Eukaryota, Fungi, Basidiomycota, Agaricomycetes, Agaricales, Hydnangiaceae. The record is from RefSeq and is a predicted model, not a curated record. Bases 1 to 1338 code for a protein of 445 amino acids.